Messenger RNA from Salvelinus fontinalis (brook trout), 2654 nucleotides. Its product is annotated as potassium channel subfamily K member 10-like. Gene Ontology annotation, molecular function: potassium ion leak channel activity. Gene Ontology annotation, biological process: stabilization of membrane potential; potassium ion transmembrane transport. Lineage: Eukaryota; Metazoa; Chordata; Actinopteri; Salmoniformes; Salmonidae. The coding region runs from base 708 to 2444 and encodes 578 amino acids. The record is from RefSeq and is a predicted model, not a curated record. Gene Ontology annotation, cellular component: membrane. The transcript is spliced from 7 exons.
CUCCCUUAUAAAGAAGCUUUAUUCCGUGAGCCUCAUCCAAGUGUCAGGUUUUUUUUGUAGGACGGCACACAUGACAAGGUGUAUUAGCCAAUGCCUUGCCCGUCAAAAAUGCUGGCAAUCCCGACUUCUCCAUGCUGAACUUUGGCUGGCAUAUGCCUCUUCGAUUUGGAGUGUUGUCGUGAGAAUACGCCAGCUCGCACUACCAUGAAAAAGAGCGAGAGAGACGCACGCGCAGCGCGACCGUUGGAUACCAUAGGCUUGUACAGCCCUGCUGAAGUCUUUGCUGCAGCGGUCAAGAGAGCAAUUAUUGAACAUGUAAUCGUGAAGUUCGUCAACGCUGUUGGAGCUCCGACUCCUCCUGCGUUUUGUCGUUGUUUACAAUAAAAAAAGGACAGGCGUGGACUGUGGUGCAACGAGCAAUAGUGGGUGUGCGCUUUGCUCUUGUUCCUACUAGAGUCUGUUGCGGGGAGAGGAGAGCUCAUAAUUACCUUUUUACCCGGGUGUGCACCUCGCUCUCACUGACAAGAGCAAAAGAAGACACGGAUGAUGUGUUUUUACUCCCUACCGUUCUCCAUUCUCUCUCGGUUAAAAACAAAGGAUUCAAUAGAAAGAGCGUUGAAAGAUUUUACAUAAAGACAAGGCUUUUUUCUUUCCAGUCAGUUGUUUUCGGCAAGGGUUUGGUCCAUUGUGGCAAACCGAAAAUCAAGAUGAAAUUUCCCACGGAGAACCCAAGAAAACCAGGGAAUCCCAACCCUACGCCAGUGGCGGUCCAGACCAACCUGUUCCCGCCCAAGAAGGUCCAGCCAGGCAUGAUGAGUGCCAGCCUGGUCCAGGCCAGUGUGGCCACCAUGCAGAACCCCAUGGGCUGCACAGUGCCCCGGCUCUCUCCAUCGCGACCUGCCAGCAUGGUGGCCAGCAUGGAGGCGGUGGGCGAGGAUGGCUCGCCCCUUUUCACGGUCAUGAAGUGGAAGACCGUGGUGGCGGUGUUUGUGGUGGUGGUUGCCUAUCUGGUGGGGGGAGGCCUGAUGUUCCGGGCCCUGGAGCAGCCUUUCGAGAGCAACCAGAAGGUGACCAUCACCGCAGAGAAGGCGGCGUUCCUGCAGAAGCACCCCUGUGUCUCACCGGCGGAGCUGGAGGUGCUUAUCAAGCACUCUGUAGAUGCAGUGAAUGCUGGGGUCAGCCCGAUAGGAGACACAUCCUAUAACUCCAGUCACUGGGACCUGGGCAGUGCCUUUUUCUUCGCCGGAACCGUCAUCACAACCAUAGGAUAUGGUAACAUUGCUCCCAGCACUGAGGGCGGGAAGAUUUUCUGUAUCCUAUAUGCAAUAUUUGGCAUCCCUCUGUUUGGGUUCCUGCUAGCCGGUGUGGGGGACCAGCUAGGGACCAUAUUCGUGAAAAGCAUCGCCAAGGUGGAGAAAAUGUUCAGACAUAAACAGAACCAGAUCAGCCAGACCAAGAUCCGAGUGGCCUCCACGUUACUCUUCAUCCUGGCGGGUUGUAUCCUCUUUGUCACCAUUCCAGCGGUCAUCUUCAAACACAUAGAAGGCUGGACUGGACUGGAGGCCAUCUACUUUGUUGUUAUCACCCUGACAACUAUUGGAAUAGGAGACUAUGUGGCAGGAGGGGACCGGAGGGUCGUGUAUCGUAAUUGGUAUAGACCACUGGUGUGGUUCUGGAUUCUGGUGGGGUUGGCCUAUUUCGCUGCUGUUCUGAGCAUGAUUGGUGACUGGCUGAGGGUCUUGUCCAAGAAAACAAAAGAGGAGGUCGGAGAGAUCAAGGCCCACGCGGCCGAGUGGAAGGCCAACGUGCGAGCCGAGUUCCGGGAGACGCGGCGACGCCUGAGUGUGGAGGUCAGCGACAAGCUCCAGCGGACCGCCACCAUCCGCAGCAUGGAGCGGCGCCAGCUGGGCCUGGACCAGUGGGCCGUCUCCACGGACAUGCUCUCCCCGGAACGCCGUGCCGCCUUUAACAGUCUGGACACCAACCCCUACAAGACCUCGUCUCAGGAGAGCAUCGACAUGAAACUCAACAACCUGCGUCUAAGGGGGGCAGAGUGUGAUCCGCGCCGGUCCGAAAGUGUGGCCUCCUCAGACGACAACAUCUUUAAUCGCCUGGGUUCCGUCACCAAGCUGGCCAAGAGAAACAAGAACCGCGAGCUGAAGAAGAAUAUCCCAGAUGAGCUACAAUGCAGGCCCUUUAGUACUCCGCCUAUGGAGAUGGGGAAGAGGAAGGAGGAAGAGGAGGAGGAGGAGGAGGAGGAAGAUGAGGGGUUAGACAAAAAGUUCAACACCAGCAUGUCCGAUCUGCCGCUGUUUGUCGAAGUGUGCAAGCCCCAGAAUGGUUUCACAGUACCAUUCAUACCACUACAGACCAAAGAAAAAAAGACUGAGGGGGAAACACUUCAACUUGAAGAAAAGGAGCUGCGUAUCCAGAUGGAUCCUUAAAAAUGUUGGUUGUUCCUCUGAGGUAAAGGAUGUUUUAAACGUCACCACCAUAUGUGCCUUACAUUUCUGUCACGCCUUUGUGUGCUUGAUAUUGGGGGAACUGUUGUGUCCCUGUGUGCUAUGUAAUGUUAUUCAAUAUUCACUGUGCCCUAAUAACCUGAAGGAAAGACAUUAACAUCAUACGUUUCUACAAUCACCCGGUAAUUGUUU